AUGCUGGUGCACACUUACUCCGCCAUGGAGCGCCCCGACGGGCUGGGCGCAGCGGCCGGCGGGGCCCGCUUGUCGUCUCUGCCCCAGGCGGCCUACGGGCCGGCGCCGCCGCUGUGCCACACGCCGGCCGCCGCGGACUAGCCGCCCUACUUCCCGCCGCCCUACCCGCAGCCGCCGCUGUCCUACGGCCAGGCCCCCGACGCCGCCUCCGCCUUCCCCACCUGGCCGGGGGACCCCUACGGCGGCCUGGCGCCCCUGGCGCAGCCGCAGCCUCCGCAGGCCGCCUGGGCCGCGCCCCGCGCCGCCGCCCGCGCCCACGACGAGCCGCCGGGGUUGCUGGCGCCGCCCGCCCGCGCUCUGGGCCUCGAUCCGCGCCGCGACUACGCCGCCGCUGUGCCUCGGCUCCUGCACAGCCUGGCCGACGGCGCGCACGGCCUGGCCGAUGCGCCCCUCGGCCUUCCCGGGCUGGCAGCGCCACCGGGCCUGGAGGACCUGCAGGCGAUGGAGGAGCCGGGAAUGAGCCUCUUAGACCAGUCCGUGAUCAAGAAAGUCCCCAUGCCCUCCAAAGCCAGCAGCCUCUCAGCCCUCUCACUGGCCAAAGACAGCCUGGUUGGCGGCAUUACCAACCCCAGUGAGGUCUUCUGCUCCGUGCCUGGCCGGCUCUCCUUGCUCAGCUCCACAUCUAAGUACAAGGUGACCGUGGGGGAGGUACAGCGGCGACUCUCACCUCCCGAGUGCCUCAACGCCUCCCUCCUGGGGGGUGUCCUCCGCAGGGCCAAGUCCAAGAAUGGUGGCCGGUGUCUGCGGGAACGGCUGGAAAAGAUUGGGCUGAACCUGCCAGCUGGCCGUCGGAAGGCUGCUAAUGUGACCCUGCUGACUUCGCUGGUGGAGGGAGAGGCUAUGCACCUGGCCCGAGACUUCGGCUAUGUCUGCGAGACCGAGUUCCCAGCAAAGGCAGCUGCUGAGUACCUGUGCCGCCAGCAUGCUGACCCUGGGGAACUGCACAGCCGCAAGAGCAUGCUGCUGGCUGCCAAGCAGAUCUGCAAGGAGUUUUCCGACUUGAUGGCUCAGGACCGCUCCCCACUGGGCAACAGCCGUCCAGCACUCAUCCUGGAGCCUGGGGUGCAGAGUUGCCUGACACACUUUAGCCUCAUCACACAUGGCUUCGGUGGGCCCGCCAUCUGUGCUGCCCUCACUGCCUUCCAGAACUAUCUGUUGGAGUCACUCAAGGGGCUGGACAAGAUGUUUCUAAGCAGUGCAGGCAGUGGACACAGUGAAACCAAGGCUUCAGAGAAAGAUGCCAAGCAUCGGAAAUAAACCUCUCACCUCGUCAUUAAGGGACUCCCAAGGAUUCUUUUAGUUCCUGGGGGUGGGGUGGGAUGUGGCCCUGAAAGGACCAAAAGGUGGGAUUCCAGUCAGGUCAGAAUGAGAACAUUCAUCUAGAAACCUCAGAAUUGAGGGUCUGGGUUGGAGUCAGGGAGGGUGGCUUUUCUGUGGAGAUUUGCUGGUAAGUUAAGGGUCCAGGUAUCUGUUGCACGUGUGCCAUUUUCUGACCUUUGCUAAGAGGGGCUUGGACAGAACAAUGGUGUGGAAAAAUGGGGCUCAGAGGGCACAGCUCUCCCCUUCAUGGUGCCAGAGCAGCAGUGGGUGUUCCAGGGGCCAAGUCUUCAUUCCCUACUUACAGCAAGAGAGCCCACUGUGAACACAUCAGAGGUGCUACUGGAGUUGAUAAUGAUCAUCCCAGUGGGCUCUUUAGACCCUUCCCACUCUUGGAGAAAAGUGGGCAAGAGGGGCCCUUGAGGAACAAAGAAGAGAAGCACAAAUUGCAGAACUGAAUCCAGGCUGUCUGUCACAGUGCUGUUGCUGUCUGUCCUAUUUAUGUAUGUUGUAAUUAAACUUGAAAGUUAAAAAUGACCAGUUCAACUUAUUUAUCCUAAUAAUUUGAGGAUUCACUUUUUUCUGCUUAUAUACUAAGAUGUCUCCUUGGGCCAGAAUGGAGAGGGUGUUUUUGCAAAGGGUUAUGGGUAGGCUGAGGAGGAAAGGUGUAUGGGGACUCCCAGGGUCAUCACCACUUUCUAUUUGCUGUUUCUGUUCAUCUUGCAGUUGAUGUGCCUCCCCUCCCCUGCCCCAUCUCAGGUUGCU
Molecule: messenger RNA, 2142 nt
Organism: Perognathus longimembris pacificus (Pacific pocket mouse)
Lineage: Eukaryota; Metazoa; Chordata; Mammalia; Rodentia; Heteromyidae
Gene: Tfap2e
Product: transcription factor AP-2 epsilon
Biological process (GO): regulation of cell population proliferation; regulation of transcription by RNA polymerase II; anatomical structure development
Cellular component (GO): nucleus
Molecular function (GO): DNA-binding transcription factor activity, RNA polymerase II-specific; RNA polymerase II transcription regulatory region sequence-specific DNA binding
Source: RefSeq, a predicted model, not a curated record